GUACGUAGCUGGGUUUACUGUUUACAUUAUCGAAAUUCGAAACCCUAGUUCUAUAAAGCGCCUCCGCCCCUGCUGUUGCUUCUUCUUGGCGCCUCCCUCUUCGCCUAUCCCUUCUUCCCUGUGAUCCGAUCCGAUGGCUCCAAAGAAAGACAAGGCUCCUCCACCGUCCUCCAAGCCUGCCAAAUCUGGCGGUGGAAAGCAGAAGAAGAAGAAGUGGAGCAAGGGAAAGCAGAAGGAAAAGGUGAACAACAUGGUGCUUUUCGACCAGGGCACUUAUGAUAAACUCCUCUCCGAGGCUCCGAAAUACAAGCUCAUCACCCCCUCCAUCCUCUCCGACCGUUUGAGGAUUAAUGGAUCACUCGCAAGGAGGGCAAUCAGAGAGUUGAUGGCCAGAGGCUUGAUCAGGAUGGUGUCUGCACAUUCAAGCCAGCAGAUAUAUACACGGGCAACAAACACCUGAUUGUUUUAUUGUCUUCGCAUAUUUAGUUGCUGAGUUUGACUGCUGUUAUUAUUUCCAUGUCAAGACACACCCGGAUAUCUUUGUUUAAUUGGGAUCAUACGGAGUGAUUCAGACAGUCGUUGUUUUUGAGUUUCCUUGAAAUAGUGUCUACUUAUAGAAUGGAAAUUUGAUAUUGGUGGUUUUGAUCUUCA
Messenger RNA from Carya illinoinensis, 651 nucleotides. Its product is annotated as 40S ribosomal protein S25-2. Gene Ontology annotation, cellular component: cytosolic small ribosomal subunit. NCBI's taxonomy places the organism in Eukaryota, Viridiplantae, Streptophyta, Magnoliopsida, Fagales, Juglandaceae. The transcript is spliced from 4 exons. Gene Ontology annotation, molecular function: structural constituent of ribosome. The record is from RefSeq and is a predicted model, not a curated record. The coding region runs from base 134 to 460 and encodes 108 amino acids.